Toxorhynchites rutilus septentrionalis is the source of this 1031-nucleotide messenger RNA. RefSeq lists its product as uncharacterized. Lineage: Eukaryota; Metazoa; Arthropoda; Insecta; Diptera; Culicidae. The transcript has 2 exons. The record is from RefSeq and is a predicted model, not a curated record. Gene Ontology annotation, cellular component: extracellular region. Gene Ontology annotation, molecular function: chitin binding. Bases 4 to 921 code for a protein of 305 amino acids.
ACGAUGAUGCCGAAGAAAGUCGUGAUCGUGUUAACCUUAGCGGCCCUAUCAAAUGCCGCGAUGGUCUCGCCGAUGGCGAAACAAGAUACCAUAGAACCUCCCGCUAGUGAACCUUCUACUCUGAGUCCCAUCAUCACAAGUUCUGCAAUGACUAGUCCUACUACAACGGAACUGAUUACUUCCACCGAUGCCGUUACCAAUAAUCCUUCAACUACCACGAUCAAGCCUUCCACCGAGGAUCCCAGGAUUUGCUCACAAAGUACAAACACUGCCGUAUGCUUGGACUGUAACAAGAUCUCCGUCUGCUUGAAUGAACGACCUCUCCCGGGGAAGGAUUGCCCUCAGCAAACUCCGUACUGUGUAAACGCCGAAUCGGGUAGCCACUGUUCCGCACAACCUGAUCCAGAGAAAGUGCAGUGCCAGGAUAGGUUCCAAUGCACAUCGCAAGGUUACUUCCCCGAUCCCCACGAUUGCCACUACUUCUACGUCUGUGACGCCGACCUGAAACCGUUCAAGUACGACUGUAUGCCUGGUUACGUGUACGACGUGAACUCCAACAACUGUCGCUGGCCUGGAUUCCUGUACGAGUGCCGGAAACUUGACUGCUCUCGAUCGAACGGAGUCUGGACCUAUUUCGGCUCGAAUAGGCAAUACUACGCGUACUGUUAUCAUACGGAGGUGGGCCGCAACGAGGUGGCAGUCUUCAAGUGCAGUGACGGUGCCACGUUCGAUGGAAUUCAGUGCCAGUACAAGUGUCGGGGUGAGGGUCGGUUCCCCGAUUCGCAGAGUAAAAGUCGGUACUUCGAGUGUUACGUUUCCGGCUUGGCGCUCAGGUCUCGCGUGAAGGAAUGCUCCCCCGGAAUGGUGUUCGAUAGGGAGCGAAAAAUGUGUGUGCCCCAGCGGAGAACGGUUUCAGGAUAGAAUGAUAUAUGCGGUCGAAGAAUGGUGCAAUUAAGGCAAUUUAUUUAGUCCCGUGUCAAUGGUUUCAUAAAUCACUACACUUUGUUUGGUAAAAGGCUUAAUGGUGCUAA